Messenger RNA from Botrytis byssoidea, 1884 nucleotides. RefSeq lists its product as uncharacterized. The transcript is spliced from 2 exons. The record is from RefSeq and is a predicted model, not a curated record. Gene Ontology annotation, biological process: regulation of transcription by RNA polymerase II. The coding region runs from base 100 to 1884 and encodes 594 amino acids. Lineage: Eukaryota; Fungi; Ascomycota; Leotiomycetes; Helotiales; Sclerotiniaceae.
AUGCCACUUUCAAUGUCAUUCUCUAGAUGACUUUGGUUUAAACCGCAGAGACAUUCUUUUCAAAGAUUUCACACGUCUUCAAUAAUCUGUUGUUUCAAGAUGGGAGACAACACAAAUACCUCUGUGACAGAUCCAUCCGUCAUAACCAUUGAUAACAUUUCUACCAGAAUGCCCCCUCAUGAUAUCAAUGGCGUCGAGAAAUCCACAGAUCAUUUAUAUGCUUUAGUUGACAUGGGAAGCAAUGGAAUUCGCUUUUCCAUCUCCGAUCUCUCACCUCCUACCUCCCGUCUCCUUCCCUGCAUCUAUCGCGAUCGGGCUGCCAUUUCUCUUUACGACGCGCUACACUCUUCGCUUCCCGGGUCUCGAGAAUUCUACUUCGAUGCCGACACGAUUUCGCGCGUGGCGGGAUGUCUUGCGGGAUUCAAAAAGAUAUGCGAUUCGUAUGGUGUUUUGCGGAAGAAUAUUGGGGUGUUUGCGACGGAGGCGAUGCGCACGGCGAAGAAUAGGGAGGAAAUGACGAGGGCGAUUAGUAGGGAGAGUGGAUUGGAAGUGGAUAUUUUGAGCCCGCAGGUGGAGAGUUUGCUAGGGGCGUUGGGGGCAAGGAGUGGGUUUGGGGGUGUGGAGGGCGUGAUGAUGGAUUUGGGGGGUGGGAGUGUGCAGAUGACGUUUAUGGAUAGUGGGGGUGCUGUGAGGGGGGUGGGAGGGGUUGCGGAAAUAGAGAUGGAGGGGGAGAAAGAGGGGGAAAGAUAUUGGACGAAAAGUGCGGCGUGUGCGAAAAGUAUGCCUUUUGGAGCAGCGAAAAUGACGGCGAAAAUGAAGGGGGGUGAUAUUCAUGAUAUUCGCACUGAUAUGCGUUCUCGAUUUCACGAGACGUUUCAGGGAUUAUGUCACAGGUUUCCCAAACUUCAAAAGCAUGUGAAGGAUGAGGGUGUGACGAUAUAUUUCUGCGGUGGAGGAUUCAGAGGUUACGGAAGUAUGUUGAUGCAUACCGAUCCCAUCAAUCCAUAUCCCAUCCCCUCUAUCGCCGGCUAUACAGUAUCCGGAAAACGCUUCAAACAAACGAAAGAAAUGCUCAAAGUAAAUGCCGAGGAGAAAGAAAAGAUCCAUGGCAUGAGUAAGAGACGUCGGGAACAAUUUCCCGCCAUCGUCGAGGUGGUCGAGGGAAUCAUAGCAACCGUUCCCAAUAUCAGAGAAGUGAUAUUCUGCGGCGGAGGAAAUCGCGAAGGAGUUCUAUAUCUCAAACUUUCACCUCAAAUACAAGAAACCCAUCCUCUUCUUCUUUUCCCGUCUCAACUAUCCAGCACCCCUGUCCAAUCCGGCGCGAUUGCACAAAUCCUCUCUUCCGCUCUCCCGGUUGCUCAGCCGGGCACGGAAAUCUUCACCCCUGAAAUUUUAGAAUAUGUGGGAAAACAUAUGGGUGACAAUAUGGCGGAUAUAUCGAAUCUCAACGCGGCGCGCGCAUUGCACGCGCCUAUUUCCGGGGCGAUUGCAGGAAUGCCCGGGUUGACGCAUGGGGUUAUUGCGGUGUUGGCAUUGACGAUGUGUGCGCGGUGGGAGAAUGAUGUGGGGAAGGUGGAUCGAGGACUUUUGGAGGGGCUGAGAAAGGUGUUGGGGGAGGAAAAGGCGUGGUGGUGUGAGUAUUUGGGGGCGGUGGCGAGGGUGGUUUGUGGGGUUGUGAUGGUUCCUCGGAUGAGCGGGGAGGGGGUGCGAGGGUUGAGGUUUGAGGGAACGUGGGAGGAGGGGUUGGGGAAGAAGGGGAAGAAGGAGGGGGUUUGUUUGAGGGUCUUUUGGGAGGGGGAGAGAGAUGUAGAUUUGGAGAAGUUGGUGGGGAAGGUGGGGAAGGGCUUGGGGAUGAAGAGGAGAGUUGAUAUUUCUUGGGGAUAG